Triticum turgidum subsp. durum (durum wheat) is the source of this 486-nucleotide messenger RNA. The record is from the annotation of a GenBank genome assembly. NCBI's taxonomy places the organism in Eukaryota, Viridiplantae, Streptophyta, Magnoliopsida, Poales, Poaceae.
AUGAUUAAUUCUCUGAAAUUUUUCUGUACUUGGAUUUUGCCAGUGCAAUUUGGCACUAGGAAUUUGCUAAUGAUCAAGAUGGUGAUGUUGCAUACUUUUUCUAUCCAGGGCCGUGUGUGGGUAGUCCCGUCAGAAUACAGUGAUGCAGAACCAGAUCCGCUUCGAAACUUUGCUGAAAGCGUUGUUGAGGAAAUGAACAGUGAACAUGCUGAAGAUGUUCAUAGGAUAUACAAUAUUUAUGCCGAAUCAGAUUUUCAGGCAUUGGAUGUAAAGAUGAUUUGGGUAGACAGACUUGGUUUUGACUUGCACGUUCAUUCCGAGGAAGGCAUCUUCGCUGUUCGGAUACCUUUCUCAAGGCAGGUCUCUGACCAGAAGGCGGUGAAAUCGUCAUUCAACAUGAUGGCUCAUCAUGCAUGGGAGGUGGACAAGAGUUAUGCCACCCCAGAGUUUGAGAAGAUGACCAUGGUUGUGAUAUUCUAUGCCUAA